AUGCUUUCGAAAGAAGAUAGAGAAAAGUUGUUGGGGAAAUGUAUAGAAAUAGAUAAAAUCAUCAAAAGAAAUAUCGAUUUGAUACCGAUCACAAACUGGCAGUUUGAUGAUGAAACACUUGAAAAGCUUCGUGAACAGAAACACAGAAUUGUUGAUGAACAUUUAACAGGCGAACAAAAACGGAAGCUUAGUAAAGCUUCGAAACAGCGACUGGCGCGCGGAAUAGGUGUAAAUUGUCAGAAAAUCACUGAUGUUCUGGACUGGAUGGCAAAAAAUUGUAACAAUACAAAACCUUUGAAGCCCGUAAUCGUUUCCAAAGCAAUGAGGGAACUGAAAAACACCAAAAACAUGAAGCCAAAGACAAGUAAGUCGAUAGAUUUUGAAGCUUCGGACGCUGACAAUCCUACCAGAUCUUUUGCUGAAGUAUUAAAAAAUGAAAGUUUCGUAAACGGGACGGCAUGUGCUAGUAAUAAUGGGAAAAAAUUGCCAAGGAUCCGAGAUAAUAGCACGAGUGAUAUAGAAAGUAGCGCACCUUUGGCGGGUACUUCCACAGUAGCACCAGCUGAUGCCUUGGAGGGCCGCAAAUUAGCUCUUAAGAAACUGCAGGAAAAAUUGGAGCAGUUUAAAGCAAAAAGACGUGGUAAGAUGACAGCAUAUGAGUAUGAAGAAAAACGGAAAUUGAAACGGCGCAUGAGUAAACUAAAGAUGAAAGAAAGAAGGAAAAAUGCUAAACAGCAGAUAAAAAAUUCAAGGCUACCAUCAGAUGAGGUAGUACCGAAAAAGCGUUCGAAGUUGGAAAGACAGUCGGAGCCAGGAAAAAUGGAAGAAAAAGAUGACAAAUUAAUUUUCUCAAAAUUUGAUUUCAUUGUAAGGGAUGAAAAGCAGAAAAAAACAAAAAAGGACAAACGAGAUAAGUUCACUGGUAAAGACUAUAAGCGAUUGCUUGAAAAGGCUGAGAAAAGGGAAGAAAGAUUGGAACAAGUAUGGUCGAAGAAUCCUGAAAAGGCUUUCAGAAUUGAAAAAAACAUCCAAUGGAAAAAGGCUCUAAGUCGUGCUGAAGGACAAAAAGUUAAGGAUAAUCCAGAUCUUUUGAGAAAAAGUUUAAAAAAGAAAGAAAAGAUAAAAGAGUGGAGAAAAAAGAAAUGGGCAAAUCGUGUCGAGCAUACUUUGCAAAUGCAAGCUCGGAAGCAAGAAAAACGAAUGAUGACGGCAACAUCUAUACAUUUAUUAUUAAUACUAAUGAUAAGCAAAGUGGCCUGUUACGAUACAUUAAUACCAAACUUUAGCAUACUUGAAGAUGACAUACUGCAAGUGAAAAGGGAGAACCCACGUCGUUUUAAACGAACUCCAUAUGAUUAUCGUGGAUAUAGUGAAUCGCAUUUUUAUGGAAUACAAACAAAAAUAAACAAUCAGUUUGCGGAAUUUAUGCUGCAAGCAGCAACAUUUGCAACAAAUGUACAACGUGAUCGAGCUUUUUAUUAUAAUGCAGCAAAAACAUGCAAACUUUUACGCCGUCAUAUCAUUGCCUUGCAUUUUGUAAUCUAUACAAUAGCCGUUGUGAUACCAUCAAUUUUGGGUCUUAUUUUGGCAGCUUUUGUCUGGCGUUCACUUGUGCGACAAAUUGAUGAAAUUGUUAUGGCUCCUCCAGAUGGAGUGGAAUUACCACCGUUAACAAACAAACCACCCGGAUUUUAUGUACCAUUACAUCGACGUCCAAUAAUUUACUUGCAGCUUGCAAAAGAGAAAUGUUUCGGAAAGAAGGGUACAUAUCAUGAAAACAUUCUGCGACGACGAAAACGAAUAAUUAAAAAAAGAUAA
Molecule: messenger RNA, 1818 nt
Organism: Acanthocheilonema viteae
Lineage: Eukaryota; Metazoa; Nematoda; Chromadorea; Rhabditida; Onchocercidae
Source: the annotation of a GenBank genome assembly